UCUAUCACUUUCUAAUAGAGUUAGUUGAAAUAAGGGAAGAUGGCGCAGCAGGGCUGCUGUGCCACGUCUUGUUACGCGACAAAAACCAAAUUAAAUCCCUUUAACUCGUUCUUAUGUGCUUUUAUUUCUUUUAUAAGUUUUAGUCCUUUAAUCGCUGAAGCCGGGCUGUACACAGCAUCGGAUCAGAUUAUUAUUUUAUCCCCGGAGAAUGUGGACUCCGUGCUUUUUAACUCCAGCGCGGCUCUUUUCGUGGAGUUUUACGCGACCUGGUGCGGACACUGCGUCGCGUUCUCACCCACCUGGAAAGACCUCGCCAGAGAUAUUAAAGAGUGGAAGCCUGCUGUUGAUCUGGCUGCUAUUGAUUGUGCUGAUGAAAGCAACAGAAAAGUGUGCACCAAUUUCGGCAUCACUGGAUAUCCCUCUCUGAAGUUCUUCCCUGCUUAUUCGAGCAGCGGGUCCAGGGGCCAGGAUUUCAGAGGAUUUUCAAGGGAUGUAAGAGGCCUUCGUCACUACGUUAUCAAUAAGUUGGAGAUGCACAAUGAAACUUCGCCACCUGCUUGUCCACCUUUAGAGACAGCCAGUGAGGCAGAGAUAGACAACUUCUUUCAGACCAACAGUGUGAAGCUCCUCGCUCUUGUGUUUGAGAGUAAAGACUCCUACGUGGGGAGAGAGGUGACAUUGGAUUUGUUGCAGUAUGAAAACAUAGCUGUGCGCAGGGUUUUGGACACGGAGACAAGUUUGGUGUCCAGGUUUGGUGUGACCGAUUUUCCUUCAUGUUACCUGUACAACUCAUCCAGACAUAUCUCUAGACUCAAAGUACUCAGUGAAGCUCGUACCUUUUACUCAUACGCCCUCCAGAGGUUGCCAGGGGUAGUGCGGACAGGCAAACCCCAGAUUCCCAUCACUGAUCUUAUCAAGAACUCGACUCUACAGGAAUGGAGGCCAUUUAACAAGACACGUGUUUAUAUGUCUGAUUUGGAAUCAGCACUGCAUUACUCUCUGCGUGUAGAGCUGUCUGGACACGUCAGAAUCACUGGAGAACAUCUGAUUGCACUCAAAAAGUACAUCAGUGUACUGGCUAAGGUGAGUUACAUCAAUACACACAAAGAUUAAUUAUCCACUUAAUUGUUUUAUAUCAUGGCAU
Messenger RNA from Carassius auratus (goldfish), 1144 nucleotides. Its product is annotated as sulfhydryl oxidase 1. The coding region runs from base 40 to 1113 and encodes 357 amino acids. Gene Ontology annotation, molecular function: flavin-dependent sulfhydryl oxidase activity; protein disulfide isomerase activity. Gene Ontology annotation, biological process: protein folding. The record is from RefSeq and is a predicted model, not a curated record. NCBI's taxonomy places the organism in Eukaryota, Metazoa, Chordata, Actinopteri, Cypriniformes, Cyprinidae. The transcript is spliced from 8 exons. Gene Ontology annotation, cellular component: Golgi membrane.